AUGGCAGACCUGGACAGUGCAAAACUUCUAUGGACACCCGAAGGUACACACGAGACGCGAACAGCUCAGUUUAUGCGCAAAGUCAACGCCAAAUAUGGACUUUCUUUAAGUAGCUAUGACCAACUUUGGUCAUGGUCGACCGAGAACAUUGCGGAAUUUUGGGACUUGGUGUGGGAGGACACCAAUAUUAUUGGAGACCGAGGCCCAUAUGUUAUUGAUAGAAGUGCUUUGCCGGCAGACAAUCCAGAAUGGUUCAUCGGCUCACAGGUCAACUGGGCGGAGAACGCGCUUUGGUGCCGCUCUCCAGACAAGAUUGCUAUUAUAGAGGCAGUCGAACCCACUCCGGACCUUGCCAGUUCCCCACUUCGUGAAAUAACAUAUGCCGAACUUUACACGAAGGUAGCCGAUAUCGUCUCUGCGCUUAUCGAGCAUGGCGUGAACAAAGGGGAUAGGGUUGCAUCCUAUUCAUCUAAUUGUAUCGAAACGGCCGUUGUUUGCCUGGCCACCGCGGCAAUUGGCGCUUUAUGGGUUAGCGCUGCAGCUGAUUUUGGACCUGACGGAGUGCUUGAGAGAUUCGAGCAGGUCAAACCCAAGAUUAUAUUUGCCGUCAACUCUGUAUCGUAUAAUGGAAAACGCCACCCCCAUGUCCCUAAGCUGAAGUCGCUCUUGGCUGGGCUGCAGGAAAGGAAAUCGGAAUCACCUAAAGUUGUCAUAAUUGACACCACGCGCGGUACCUCUUCGAAUUCCGACCUGGAUCAGUCAUGGGAGAAUUGGGAGUCGUUUGCUGCACGAGGUGCCUCCUCAAAGGCUGGGCGGAAUGAGAAGGGAGAAAUCAUUUGGACCCGAGUCGAUUUCAACCACCCCUUAUGGAUCAUGUUUAGCUCCGGAACUACAGGCAAACCAAAGCCAAUUGUUCAUCGUACCGGCGGCAUGCUCAUCCAAUCUCGCAAGGAAUUAUCGAUUUGUGCUGACAUGAAGCCCAGUGAUGUGUUUUUCUAUUAUACCACAACUGGAUGGAUGAUGUAUCAAUUCCUCAUGGGUGGUCUCGGCGUGGGAUGCACGAUUCUACUGUACGAUGGAAGCCCCUUGCGGGACCCAUCGUGCCUUUGGCGGAUGGCAGAUGAAUGCAAGAUCACUAUUUUUGGGACUAGUGCCAAAUACCUUGACCAACUUGCGAAAGGGUAUAAACCCCGAGAACAUCACGACCUCUCCAGUGUACGACACAUAUAUUCGACUGGCUCUCCCCUGGCACCCCAACAGUUUGACUACGUUUAUGAGCAUAUAUCUAAGAAUGUGCUCUUGGGCUCUAUCACAGGUGGCACAGAUAUUUGCAGGUCUGUGUUAAGCCCUUCCCUUGUCAACCGGCUGGAUUUUGGCCACUACCUGGAUAUGGAACAGAUGAAGAAGUGGCAUAUGGCACAUGGCGACUACGUUCGUAUCACUACGAACGGUGGAGUUGUUAUGUUGGGUCGUAGCGAUGGUGUUCUCAACCCUGGAGGGAUUCGAUUUGGGUCGAGCGAAAUCUAUGAAGUCUUGGACCGGAGUUUCUCGGCAGGUGCCCAGCCCCUUAUUCUCGACUCCUUAGUCAUAGGACAGUCUAUCCAAGGAGGCGCAGACGAACGCGUGAUAUUAUUUGUCAAACUGCCCGAAGGUGAAACGCUUUCGGACGACUUGCGCAAGCGUAUCCGAGAGGAAAUUCGGAAAAAGCGCAGUCCGAGGCAUUGCCCCGAAAAGAUUUUACAGGUACACGGAGAAAUUCCGCACACGUUGAAUGGAAAACGGGUUGAAGUUCCUGUCAAAAGGAUCAUUAAUGGGGCGCUCAAGUCCACUAUCAAUCCAGCAACUCUUAGAAAUCCUGAGUGUCUUGAUGAGUUUGUGAAAUAUGGUCAAGAGCUAAGAGCUGAAACACUCGUGAUACCUAGCGAAUACACGAGCUUCAUUCCUUUCGGCAUAAUUGUAUCGAUUAUGACUUUUAUUAUUUUGACUACCCUCAUUUUCCUCGCUCGUGCUCAAAGAAAUUUUAUGAUAGCUCAAGUACGAUCGGAGCUUCUCUUUGUCGGCCUGCUUGGGUUUAUGUGGUUUGCACUUGGCUUGUACACAUCCACUGGCGUCUUGGCAGAUAUCGAGGUCGAAUGUACUGAUGGAGACGAAGAUGGAGAGUGGGAUCCUUCUGAGGCCUUGCUCGCCCAGUACCGAGUCGUAAAAGGAUUUGCCUUCUUCAACGCAAUUUUAUUGCUAGCAUACGUUCUCUUCCUGCUGAUAAUGUGUAUUCGACACCACAAUGCCGGUCGCAAACAAGUUUGGACAUCCCGAGUACCAACGUUCCCUUGGUUCUUCUUUGGGCCAGUCAAACCGGGCCAAUCCCAAGAAAAACGUACUGCAGCUACUUCCGCUCUCCCUGCCCCUGUUACUGCCGCUCCUCGCCGUGCCGCCCAUCAUAAUUCUCGCCCGACCCAUGUAUCCCGUCCUUCAGAACAGCCACUGUUGGCCGAUUUGUCUCAUCUGCAACCAGGCGAAUCGCGCAUGGUAUACAUUCCUCCCCCUCAACCCGGAGCGAAUCGCUAUGGUGCGGCCACUGUAGGACGCUCCGGAUCUAAGCAGAGCACUUCUUCAUCGACUAGACCUCUCAUGGGCGGUAACUUAUCGCGCGACCCAUCCAAGUCAACAACUACCUCCUCGAGAACAGACCCUUAUACUCCAGCUUAUGCUCCAAGACGAGCUGGCUCUGGAGCCACGCGAGCAAGCUCGAGCAGACCUCCAAGGACCACGACUGGUGCAGAAGGUGGCCUAUCUCGUGCAGGUACAGGCGGCUCCUCCCGACCUGGAGUAUCUAGGUCGGGUACUACAGAAACCCGACCCGGGGUCUCCAGGUCUGGUACCGCAGAGACUCGACGUGGGACUACGGACACCAUCGUAUUUGUGGGAGCGAGUAUUGUGCUUGGGAUAUGCGCAUACCUCACCAGUCGUUUGUUUUCUACUGGCAUUCAUGACUUUCUCAUUUUCUCUUUGGUUGUAUCUGCAUUCACCAUCGUUAUCUUUGUAUUAUUGGCUCUGCGUUCUCAACCAAGGAUAGAUGCAGCAGUCUUGUUCAUACUGGUUGUACUAUGGCUUACGAUGGGAGCAUACUCACAAGAUGUAAUCGGUCACGUAUUUUGUUAUUCGUUGAGAGGGAACACAAUUCCAGCAAAGAACGACACAACUAUGUCCGCGGAAAAGUACUGCCGCCAAAUGAAGACUGUCCUCGCCUUCUCAUGGGCAAAUUUCGUGUUUCUUACCCUAUGGCUAGUUGGACUACUCACCGUUAUCAUCAAAAUCUAUGCAAGGGGGAACCGUGAUAUUUGGGGAAACUCUAUGUCUGAAGUCUCAAUCUUGACAGAGAGGCCUAUCAAUAAAACAGGAGACUAUCCCAUAGCAGGGGAUUACCCCAUGGGCACCAGCACCAAUCUGCCUAAUGCACCCGGACAAACAUUUGUGUAUUACCCAAGUCCUCCAAACAUAAGCGGGCCUCUUCAACCCCAGGUUAUUCAACAGCAACCUGGGCACUCGGUCAUCAUCCGAAAUGGCCAAGUCACCCAAGUCCCUGGGAGCGUUGUGUUUCGCGUGUUUGCUGCCGUCUUUGUGGGCUCUAUUGUUGUGCUUGCAUUAUCUGCUUACCUCGCUAGUGUCCUGUUUUCCACCGAUAUCCAUGACUUCCUUAUAUUCUCUUUGGUUGUUUCUGUAGCCAGUCUAGUUAUAAUUUUGGCGCUUUCCCAACGUUCCCAACCAAGGAUCGAGGCAUGGGUUCUAUUUAUAAUAGCUGUGCUAUGGUUAACAAUGGGAGCGUAUUCCCAAGACGUGAUUGGCUAUCAACGCUGCUAUGCUAUGAGAGGACAAACGGUUCCAACAAGUAAUAAUGCGACGAUGUCUGCAGAAAGCUACUGUCGCCAAAUGAAGGUUGUCUACCCUUGCCUUCUCAUGGGCGAUUUUCGUGCUGCUUACUAUUUGGUGGAUCAUAUUGCUGUUGUCGUUGACAAACUCUACGCAAGCGGAGACCAUGACAUUUGGACUGGCCCUAUGUCCGACGUUAUGAUGCCCGGCGAGGAUCCUAUUCCUAAGCCAGAACCGGAAGCUUAUCCUCCUAGGGGUAGGGGCGUCAGCCCACGGCCUCCUAGUGCACAUAGGCAACCAUAUCAGUACCCAUACUAUUCAAAUCCCCCCAGUACCAGCGGUUCUAUCCAUCGUCAGCAGCUCGUUCAACAGCUACCCGGACACUCGGUCGUCGUACAAAAUGGGCGCGUUCAUCAGGUCGCAGGGAGCGUUAUAUCUGCUUAA
Messenger RNA from Rhizoctonia solani, 4311 nucleotides. RefSeq names its product AMP binding enzyme. The coding region runs from base 1 to 4311 and encodes 1436 amino acids. The record is from RefSeq and is a predicted model, not a curated record. The transcript is spliced from 49 exons. Gene Ontology annotation, molecular function: acetoacetate-CoA ligase activity. Lineage: Eukaryota; Fungi; Basidiomycota; Agaricomycetes; Cantharellales; Ceratobasidiaceae. Gene Ontology annotation, cellular component: cytosol.